Messenger RNA from Symsagittifera roscoffensis, 1916 nucleotides. RefSeq names its product putative ankyrin repeat protein RF_0381. Bases 327 to 1916 code for a protein of 529 amino acids. NCBI's taxonomy places the organism in Eukaryota, Metazoa, Xenacoelomorpha, Acoela, Convolutidae. The transcript has 13 exons. The record is from RefSeq and is a predicted model, not a curated record. Gene Ontology annotation, molecular function: protein binding.
AUAACGUGCAUGCGCAAAUAUAUUUGUUUAUAUGCAAAAAGUUCAUUUUUAACUGCAUUUAAAAGUGUAUUUUGAUGUUGUUUUGUUAGUACAUCAAUUUGUCGCCCCUGGUUUUCAAAAAAAGAGAAACAUUUUUUGCUUCAAUUGGUAUUGAUUUUAUAUUCAUUUCAAUUCAUACGAUUGAAACAUCGUUAUAUCUGUUUGGAAAAGCUGAGCUUAUGAACAAAAUUGUGUCAAAAUAGUGUUUGAAAACAGACCAGAAAUUGAAACAAGUAAAUUUAUCAUAAAUUGAUUGCACUUGACAUAAAGAAGUGGUUAUUUGGACAAUGGGGGAUCCGAAUGACAUGGACACAUACCUCAUCCCUUCGGAAGCAGGAUUGAAAGAGGUUGAGUUUGAUGAUGUCCCAACUACACUCGGAGGCAGCAGACGUGCUUCCACCCGACCAGGGACAAGACAAGGGGAGGGUGAGGUGGAGGGGGAGGGGGAGGGAGAGGAGGAUGAUGCCCCCCAUUUGGACGAGUAUCUGCUGUUGAAGUUGGCCAAGGGGGGCGAGUGGAGCAGCAUGUUCAAGUAUCUCCCCAUUGUCCAGAUGCACGAUCCAGCACUCAGAACCCAGGACAAGAACUCUGGGUGGACCGUGCUGUUCUACGUGGUGGCCAGCAGUCAAGUGGAGAUUUUCUUCCGUCUGGUGGAGUCCGGCGCAGACAUUCUACACAGGGCACAUGACGGUAGGUCCAUCUGCCACGUGGCCGCCCAGUUCGCCUCCUAUGACAUGAAUGUGUCAGUUGUGAAUCAGUUCAGACCCAAACAACUCAUGCUUCCCACACAUGGUCUGGACUUGACCCCUAUGCACUAUGCGUGUGUGCGGGUGGGCUUAGGACUGGACAUCUGCCGUCUCUACUUCCGGGCAGGCAAACAACACAGACUCACGGAAGACGCUAGUGGCUCCAUCCCCCUGAUGAUUGCAGCCCAGGUGGAGAACCUGGCCCUGUGCAGGGAACUGUUGAUGAUCUACGCCACAGACCAAGUCACGGCUCAGAACAAGCUAUCCGGGGACACUGUGUUACACAUUGCGUGUAGAAGCAGACAGAUGGAUUUGGUGAGACUCUUCUGCGAUCAGGGAGCUCCCAUCGACGCCCAAAAUAACGAGGGCCAUACAGCACUGCACGUGGCCGCCUGGGAGGGCCAUGAGGAGAUCAUCCGCUACUUCCAGCAGAAAGGAGCCAGUGCCCACAUAUUCGACAAGAUGGACAGGAGUGCCCUGCACAUAGCAGCAGAGAGGGGUCACACGGGGGUGGUGGAGAUACUCAUCGACAGGUUCCAUGCUUCCAUCGCCGCCAGGACUAAGGACGGGAGCACCCUGCUGCACAUCUCCUCCCACUGUGGCCACCCGGACACUGCCCUCAUGUUCCUCAAGAAGGGGGUCCCUCUAAGGAUGCCCAACAAGGUGGGGUCCAAUUGUCUGCACGAAGCAGCCACUCAGGGUCACGUGGCAGUCGUCAGGAGUCUCUGCGAGGCGGGGGCGGAGGCCAACACUACCAACAAACUAGGCCACACCCCCCUGCACUUGGCGGUGGAGGGGUGUAAGCCGAUGGUGGUGCAGACACUGCUGGGAUUUGGGGCGGAUGUCCAACUGGCGGCUGGCGACUCACUCCAGACACCUCUGCACAUGGCCGCCAAGGUGAUGGACGGCGGGGAGCGUGUGGCGGAGAUGCUCGUGAAGAGUGGGGCGGAUGUGAAUGCACAGGACAGUGAGGGGGAGACACCUGUGCACGUGGCCGCCAGGUGUGGCAACAUCAAAGUCCUCCACUGUCUCCUCCAGGAGGACACCGACCCCACCAUACAGUCCCAGGCUAGUGAAGUGUCAAUCAAAGAGACACAAAAGCAAAGGGCAGAAGAUCACUGGAGUGAUUGA